AUGCUCACCAUCCACUUAUACCUAGUUGCAUUCACUCCAUUUCCAAUCUUUGAGCCCUGCUUUAACACCGUCUCCGCAUCCCAUUACAGCGCUUUUUCUCUCAGAGAAACCCUAUUACGCGAUACCAGUCGUGUGGAGUAUCCAUCGCUGCCCUUCCUAGUACUCGCUGAUCAUCAGUUCAAAGUAUUCUCAGCUUCCGCCCCUCCCUCAGCCCCGGCCUCGGCCCAGAACUCGCCCAUCCAAACCAGAGGCAGACGACUGAUGUCACGCCUCGCUGCACAGGUCACCGCUCAG
Molecule: messenger RNA, 294 nt
Organism: Sphaeroforma arctica JP610
Lineage: Eukaryota; Ichthyosporea; Ichthyophonida
Exons: 1
Source: RefSeq, a predicted model, not a curated record